GACGACAUCAAUUAAUGUUGCCUCGUCUGAUCUCAUCCGUCAUCCUCAUCAACAGCAUUUUCCUCAGCGAGCAGUUCAACUUCGUCAACGCUCUCAUCUUCUUCGGUCCUAAACUCCUGAGUUCUGCUAACAACACUAUGAAUCAUCAAUGGAAUGGGAGAAACCAGCUAUGUAAUCUAAUUAAUAAAAAAUAUUCAAUUGAUGUAACAUUGACUUGACACCUCUUGGCACUCAUGACAGCUUUAAUAGCUUGAAUCGAGGAUAUUGAUCAUUGAUGGUCGGAGUCUCGAGAAGGGAAUUCAAAGCUUUGCUUAUUUCCUCAGGCUGCGGAACGACAUACGGCAUCGUACUUGCCAUUAUCUCAUAUUCAGCGACGGCCUUCUCAUGCCUUCCGAAUUUGUGAUUUAAAGAGUCCUGCUGAAAGUCGCUUGAUGUUUUAUUCUCUCGUCAAAGUCAAUGACACUCCUUCCUGGCCUGUCUUUCGCAGUCAUCUCAGGCCUCAUUGGCCUCUCCGGCUCCACAGAGCUGCGGAGAGCUGACUAUACUGCGACUUGCCAGGAGAUCGCUGCUGCCGCGUCCUCUGCGUCCAAAGUGUAUUACAUCGGGUCACCCCAAUACACCGAGGAUAACGAGCAUUGGGCUUCUUCUAGUUCUCAAACUUCUGCAUGCUCCUUUGAGCCCGCGAACGCACAGGACGUCGGAAUCGCUCUCCAAUUAUUGGCCAAGGACCAGACCCCAUUUGCAGGUUUUUCGUCAACCCCUGGAGUCCAAAUUGCUUUGUUUUCAUUUUCAGAAGUCGUAUACGACCCGAAUGCUCAGACAGCAACUAUUGGCAUGGGGUUAAUUUGGGAUGAUGUCUAUUCCGAACUCGAACAAUAUGGCGUGACCGUUGUAGGAGCGAAGACUACUGGUGUUGGGAUCGGCGGCAUCGUCCUUGGAGGAGGAUAUUCAUAUCUCAGCAAUCAGUAUGGUUUGUCGGUCGACAAUGUCAUAUCGUUCGAGCUUGUGAUGCCUAAUGGCACGGUUGCGAGUAUCACAAGUUCUUCGAAUCCAGAUUUAUUCUAUGGCCUUCGAGGAGGAUUCAACAAUUUGUGCGCGAUGGGAAUUGUUACCACAGUGACUAUGAAGACGUACGCCCAGUCUCAAGUCUGGGGCGGCCUUAUCUCGUACACGGCGGAUCAAUGGGAUGCAGUCAAUACGGCCAUAGCUAAUUUUGUGUCGACAGUCACCGAUCCAAAAGCCUGUUUGUACAGCACAACUGACUAUGCGUCUGGGGUGGUAGCGAUAUUAACCAUUCUGUUUUAUGAUGCGCCGACUUAUCCUGAUGGUAUUUUCAACGAAUUACUGGCAAUCCCACACUCUGCUGAAGACAUCUCGACGAGGGCAUAUUUGAGCCUCAUUCAGACUUUACCUGCAAAUGCCUCAUCGGGCCUAAGGGCUAUGUUCCACUGGGUGCCUAUUGAGCAAUUCACGUCGUCUAUGCUACAAAUGGUCCAGAACCAAACACUGGUUUACGGCGAGCAGCUGUCGCAAUCAAGCGGAGUUUUGAUCUCAUACGAUCUCGUCCCUCUCCUUCCCUCACUCUACAGUCACUCCGACACGCCAGCUGCUUUCCCUUCUUUACGGGAUUCAGGACAGGGGUACUCGUUCAUUGAGGUGUAUUAUGGGUGGACUGAUCCGAACGAUGAUGAGGUGAUGCUCCAGGUUGGUGCAGAGAGCGCUGCCUACAUGAAGCAGUUUGCCGUGGACGCUGGUCAGAACGUUGCGAAUGCACUGAUAUACCCUAAUUGUGCGCCUCCUGGCACAGCUUUGGCGGAUAUAUAUGGGGAUGCUGUGUCGAGUCUGCAUUCUAUUAGGAGUGCCGUUGAUCCAGGUAAUGUGAUGGGACUCACGGGAGGAUGGAGAUUCUAGCUGGACUAUUGAAUAUCUGAGGAGCAUUUCAAUAAUUAUACAGUACUGGAUGUUUAGGUCUUAUGAGGGGAUGGCGAUAGUUAUGGACUUGCAUAUCAUAUGUAAAUGCUUUGAUGGAUGAUGGAUGCUGACAGGUUUCUCUAUUGC
Molecule: messenger RNA, 2058 nt
Organism: Suillus subalutaceus
Lineage: Eukaryota; Fungi; Basidiomycota; Agaricomycetes; Boletales; Suillaceae
Product: FAD dependent oxidoreductase
Exons: 11
Coding region: 457-1911 (484 amino acids)
Molecular function (GO): FAD binding
Source: RefSeq, a predicted model, not a curated record